Pteropus alecto (black flying fox) is the source of this 2419-nucleotide messenger RNA. RefSeq names its product cyclin dependent kinase inhibitor 1B (gene CDKN1B). Gene Ontology annotation, cellular component: cytoplasm; nucleus. The record is from RefSeq and is a predicted model, not a curated record. Gene Ontology annotation, biological process: regulation of cell cycle; G1/S transition of mitotic cell cycle; negative regulation of cell population proliferation. Gene Ontology annotation, molecular function: protein-folding chaperone binding; cyclin-dependent protein serine/threonine kinase inhibitor activity. NCBI's taxonomy places the organism in Eukaryota, Metazoa, Chordata, Mammalia, Chiroptera, Pteropodidae. Bases 491 to 1087 code for a protein of 198 amino acids. The transcript is spliced from 3 exons.
CAAUCACUUUCUUCUUCGUCAGCCUCCCUUCCACCGCCAUAUUGGGCAACUAAAAAAAGGGGGCUCGUCUUUUCGGGGUGUUUUUCUCCCCUUCCCCUCUCCCUACUUUCUCGCCGCUCCGCGACUCUGACGCCGGCAAGGUUUGGAGAGCCGCUCGGUUCGCAGGACCCGCGGGCUUGCACCAGCCUGGACUUGGACUGGCUUUGCCACCCCCGCCUCUUGCCUCUCCCCUCCCCUCCCCGCCCUCCCGCUCGCCUGUACACUUGAUCUGUGGAGACUUUGGGCCGCCUGGCCCGGGCUUCCCCUCACCCCUCCCCAGACCCAGCGCGCUCCUGACGCUCGCCAGUUACUUGUCGGGGUUUGUUUUUCUUGGCUCCAGGGCAGUCGCAGGGCUUAUAAGAGGGGUACGGGCUGGGUCGGGGCGUUUUGUUUUGUUCGGUUUUGUUUUCCGAGAGCGCGCGAGAGGCAGUUGUAAAGACCCGAGAGGAAGAUGUCAAACGUGCGAGUGUCUAACGGGAGUCCGAGCUUGGAGCGGAUGGACGCCAGACAGGCGGAGUACCCCAAGCCCUCCGCCUGCAGAAACCUCUUCGGCCCCGUGAAUCACGAAGAGUUAACCCGGGACUUGGAGAAGCACUGCCGAGACAUGGAAGAGGCAAGCCAGCGCAAGUGGAAUUUUGAUUUUCAGAAUCACAAGCCCCUGGAGGGCAAAUACGAGUGGCAGGAGGUGGAAAAGAGUAGCUUGCCCGAGUUCUACUACAGACCCCCGCGGCCACCCAAAGGCGCCUGCAAGGUGCCCGCGCAGGAGAGCCAGGAUGUCAGCGGGAACCGCCAGGCGGUGCCUUUAAUUGGGUCUCAGGCAAACUCAGAGGACACGCACUUGGUAGACCAAAAAACUGAUGCAUCGGACAGCCAGACGGGCUUAGCCGAGCCGUGCACUGGGAUAAGGAAGCGACCUGCAACAGACGAUGCCUCUCCUCAAAACAAAAGAGCCAACAGAACAGAAGAAAAUGUGUCAGAUGCUUCCCCAAACGCAGGUUCGGUGGAGCAGACGCCCAAGAAGCCGGGCCUCAGAAGACGUCAAACGUAAACUGCUCGAAAUGAGAGUAUGUUUCCUUGUUUAUCAGAUACAUCAUGGCUUGAUGAAGCAAGGAAGAUAUGAAUUAAAAAUUUUGAAUAUGUAUCACCAACUCCAUGCAACGGAAGUCCAGUAUAAGCACUGAAAAGGAACAACACAAUAACACUAAAAUUUUAGGCACUCUUAAAUGAUCUGCCUCUAAAAGCAUUGGAUGUAGCAUUGUGCAAUUAGGUUUUUCCUUAUUUGCUUCAUUGUACUACCUGUGUGUAAAUAGUUUUUACCUUCUAUGUAGCACAUAAACUUUGGGGGAAGGGAGGGUAGGGUGGGGCUGAGGAAUUGGCAUGGGAGCUUGCUUUAAUUUAGAGCAAGGAGAAAAAUAUUUGACUUGCACGAAAAGAAGCAGUUCUUGGGGAGGGUUUGAAUUGUAUUCUUUAAAGAUGUAAUGUCCCUUUCAGUGAGAACUGAUACUUCAUUUUAAUCAUCCAAAUUUGAACGGUGGCUACAAAUAAUUGCUAUUUAUUUUUACACAAAGCUUUCUCAUUUGGGAGCUCUGAUCAUUCCAUUAUGUAGCAGCAGAUGGCUUUUAAAAAAAAACAAAACUAUCCUACUUAGUGCUCCCCCCAAACCCCUAAAAACUGAAAUUUACCAGUUAAUUAUUCAGCAGUUAGGGAAUCGCUCUAGGUAAUUCUGGGCAAAAAUCUGGGGUGUAUGGGGGUAGUUCUGAAUGCUCAGAAUCAACCAUCUAAUUUUUAUCAGAUUUGUUGAGAAAACUUCUGAAUUUUCUUUUCAUUUUGGGCUGUGUAGACAGUCAAAAUAAUUCUAAAUCCUUGGGUAUUUUUUAAAGAUCUCUAAUUUCACAUUAAUGAAAUGCUUUUAAAUUUAAGGCUUCUCAUUCUAGUUGUUAAUUUGUUAAACCAAAAGAAAGUGGUGUUUUUAAAGGAAAGUGUGUAUAGAAAAGACCACGUGGUAUAAGUGAAAUGGAUACUACAUCUUUAAACAGUAUUUUUACAUUGCCUGUGUAUUUGUAUGAAACAAAACCAUUUGAAGUGUACCUGUGUACAUAACUCUGUAAAGACACUGAAAAAUUAUACUAACUUAUUUAUGUUAAAAAGAUUUUUUUUUUUUUUAAUCUAGACAAUAUACAAGCCAAAGUGGCAUGUUUUGUGCAUUUGUAAAUGCUGUAUUGGGUAGAGUAGAUUUUCCCCUCUUCUGUUAAAUAAUAUGGCUAUGCUUAAAAGGUUGCAUACUGAGCCAAGUAUAAUUUUUUGUAAUGUGUGAAAAAGAUACCAAUUAUUGUUACACAUCAAGCAAUCAAUAAAGAAAACUUCCAUAGCUAUUCAUUGA